AUGAAGAGAACACCACAACCAACAGACUGCAUACGCGAUUAUAUGGGACAAUUGAUGGAAUGGACAAACAGUUGCGGAUUUGAAGAGAUCUACAACAACACAUCAGGGAAACGCCAAGCACGCACCGCGAAGGAAUUGAAUGCGACAAUCGACGGAAAGGAUCGCCUUUUAUUCAUCAUUGUAAGUAACAAGGGCAAUGUGUUUGGCAGUUACAAUUCGACAAAAAUACAACCAGACACUGGCGCCGUUUGGGACGACCCAAACCACUUUGUCUUCACGUUGCAAAACCAAAUGAACAUUCGCCCAAGAAUAUAUAAGCGUCGCGUGGAAGGAAUGUGGCCAACAUUAUGUCUGUGGAACGAUGUCAACGCAGAGAACGUUGUGACAAUCCCAGGGUUGUGCGACGUCUCAAACGCACUGAAACCCAAUUUCGUUUACAAGAAUUUUGGAAACAUAUACCAAGACGACGGCGAUGGAUUUGAAGUCUUCUGUAAUGGCGAGAUUCGUCUCGAGAAAAGAAGCAAUGGCGCGUUCACAAGCUUAAACUCCCUUGUUGUGUUCCAGAUGAAGCCGUUUGGUAACUUCUUGCGAGUCAAGGCGUUUAAUAAUGCCAAUGUGAACAUGGGCGAAGUCAUUAAAAAGAUGAACCAAUUUGGGAGAUGCCACGUCGACUCGGCGGGGAACUCGUUUGUUGUCAAAUUUGAGAAUGCGAAUGAUGCGGAGAGAUGCUUCAAGGAGAGGGAAAACGUCAUGAAAGACGGAUUAAAUGUCCAAAUAAUGAAGUGA
Messenger RNA from Entamoeba invadens IP1, 786 nucleotides. RefSeq lists its product as hypothetical. Bases 1 to 786 code for a protein of 261 amino acids. NCBI's taxonomy places the organism in Eukaryota, Evosea, Mastigamoebida, Endamoebidae. The transcript has a single exon. The record is from RefSeq and is a predicted model, not a curated record.